GUGAUCAUGCGGACAGUGGUGCUCUUCCUCAUAAUGGGAUUAGUGGAUCUGAGCAUUGGACAGCGUUACAGUAACUUCCAGUGGUUGUCCCAUCUGCGAGGACGUUGGCGGAGUGGUGGCUGGUGGGCUGAGGACAUGGACUGCCCCCUGGAGUGUGACUGCCCCUCAGCCUACCCUACAGCUAUGUACUGUCAUAACCGCAACCUUCAACAUGUUCCUUAUGUCCCCUCACAUAUAAAGUACGUCUACCUACAGCGUAACCAGAUCACAGGCAUCCAGGAUGGAGUGUUUGACAAUGCUACAAGCUUGAUCUGGGUCGUUUUGUUCCACAACCAGCUCAGCUCAGACAAGAUCGGCAAGAAUGUUUUCAGCAAGCUCAAAAAUCUGGAUCGACUCUACUUGAACCACAAUGAGCUUACCCGUGUGCCUCCCAACUUGCCUAAGUCCAUCACAGACCUGCGACUUGGUCACAACAAGAUUUCAAAGAUCUCUGGCUCAUUUGAGGGAAUGACCAACCUCACCAACCUUCAACUCCACGCAAAUUUUAUAGAAGAUGUUGGAGGUGCCUUCAAGGGACUGAAGUCAUUGACAAUGCUGGAUAUGAGAAAAAACAAGCUAAAGAAAGUCCCUGAGAACCUGCCUGCACGGCUGCAGCAGCUGUACCUGGAGUUCAACAACAUAGAGGCUGUACCAGCAGGCUUUCUCAGCAUGUGCCCCAAGCUGCAGUUUGUCCGGUUGGCCCAUAAUAAGCUGACCGAUAAAGGACUUCCAGCCAAUGUCUUCAAUAUCAGCACUUUAGUUGAGCUUGACCUUUCCCACAAUAAACUGGAGAGGAUCCCCACAGUCAGUCGGAACCUGGAGAACCUUUAUUUGCAAGCAAAUACAAUCAAAGAGUUCUCCUUGGGCAGUUUCUGCAGCACUGUAGACAUGAAAACCUUCUCCAUGCUGAAAAUGCUCCGGUUGGACGCCAAUCAGAUCAAUGCCAAAGACAUUCCUGCUGAAGCAGCCUACUGUUUGCGACGUGUUGCUUUUAUUGAUGUUUAG
This is a messenger RNA of Sphaeramia orbicularis (orbiculate cardinalfish), 1044 nucleotides long. RefSeq names its product fibromodulin b (gene fmodb). Gene Ontology annotation, molecular function: protein binding. Bases 7 to 1044 code for a protein of 345 amino acids. The record is from RefSeq and is a predicted model, not a curated record. Lineage: Eukaryota; Metazoa; Chordata; Actinopteri; Kurtiformes; Apogonidae. The transcript is spliced from 2 exons.